AUGGCUACAACCAACUUUUUAACGGUGAAAACGCAUUUAUCGGAAUUCAAACAUUCAGACAAAGAUACGUUGAGUGAAGCUUCCGAAAGUGGAACGAGUAAUUCUGUGACGUCAGCAGAAGACCUACAGAAAUUAGCCGUGAUUCUUGGGCUAAACAGUGCUGAAGAUGUGUACCAGGAAAGAUUCCGUGUUGACCGACGUCGUUUGGAAGCAAUGCUUGCUGAUAAUUUGGAUGAAUCACAAACAGCACAAGCAUUUUUCCACCGGGUUAUGACUGAAACGAAUACAUUAAUAAAUUGGCCGGCUCGUCUCAAAAUCGGUGCGCGUUCAAAAAAAGAUCCCCAUGUGAGAGUCGCUGGCCGGCCUAAUGAUGUGAAGCUGGCUCGAGAGAAAAUAAUUCAGUUAUUGGACACUAGGAAUAACCGGGUUACAAUGAAGAUCGAUGUCAGCUACACAGACCAUUCGCACAUCAUCGGAAAGGGUGGACUUACAAUCAAGCGCGUGAUGGAGGAGACGGGCUGCCAUAUUCACUUCCCGGACUCGAACCGCACCAGCACAGUGGAGAAGAGUAACCAGGUCUCCAUUGCUGGAGACAUGGAACGCGUCGAGAGGGCGAGAGCACGAGUUCGAGCCCUGACUCCACUGGUAUUUUGCUUCGAGCUACCGAUAGUGCCAAGCUCGCAGCCGCUGCCCGACAUCACCUCGCCCUACGUGCAGAACAUACAGGACCAGUAUAAUGUACAGGUAAUGCUGCGUAACCGCCCGAAGCUGCACGCUAAUCUGCUGGUGGUGAAGGGGGUGCAGUGGGAGGUGCAAGCCACCAUGGAGGCGACCAAUCUGCUCAUGAACUACAUGUGCGGACCGUUGGCAAGUCAAACCCAAGUGCAGAUGUCGUUGGAAAUAUCCCCAAUGCACCAUGGAGUGGUUGUGGGCAGGGGUGCGGAACAGCUGAAGGUGAUCAUGAAAGGCACUAACACGCAGAUCAUGUUCCCUGACGCUGACGACCCUAACAUACCGGUGAUUAAGAAGAGCUGCGUCACUAUCACUGGGAAUAUCAAGGAUGUUUAUGCUGCUAGGCAGCAGUUAGUGGGUAGUCUCCCAUUGGUGGUGAUAUUCGACGUGUCAGACGAGGCGUGUCGCAUUGAGAGCGAGCUAGCGAACAAACUGAUGCACAAGUACAACGUCUACAUCAACAUACGACGCAAGCCCAAGCAGGGAAUCACUUCCGUCGUUGUUAAAGGCAUCGAGCGCUGUGCUGGUGACAUCUACGAAGCUCGCCGCGAGCUCCUCGGUGACAAAGAGCCGGUGAUCACCGCGGAGAUACCAGAGUCUUACAAUAUUCCCUCUAUAUCUGCCAACAACUUGCCCAACUUUGGCGUGUUCAACCCGUUCUCGCCAACACAUGGGGCCAACAUGACAAACUCUCCUUGUUCCCCUUUCAACCUACCACUCUCGGAAUUAGCAAACUUUGCCGGUUUGUCGCCAAUGUUUGGCCACAACCCGCCAACGCCUGGCGGGUAUCCUAGCCCAUUGUCUCCGGUAGCAUUGACUCCCCCAGUAUACCCCAACUCCUGGAUGGUGCCUUCUCCUCAGCCCAGAAGCGGACAGUUCCACUAUCCCAAUUUGAUGCCUAAUCCGAAUGGUGUUAUGUACAAGAACCAGGGUGGUUCAUGGAACCCAAUGACGAAUGGAGCCGACAUCGUAGGCCUUCCUCAACAGAUGAUGAUGCAGACGCCUUACCAGCAAAUGCCAGCUGAUAACAGACCUACAACCCUGAGCCAGAUUCUUAACUCGAGCUCGCAGGCGAGCAGCGGAUACCAGAGCAACUUCACAGGCAGCUCCGUGUCGCUUGAUACUCAGAAUAUUUCUGGUGGCGGUGACGGCAGUAACGUGGUGUCUCCGUCGGUGUCCCCCAUCAGUAAGGGACACAGCAGCCACAGCCCCGCGCCCUCCACCGACGCGGAACGCUCACAACAGGAAUUAGCGAACAUAAUAUCAGACCUGCCGAUAUCUGACCGGCGCGCUGUAGGCUGUGAGAAAAAGACGUUGGAGGCACUGAACAAGCUGUCCCCACUCACUGAGUAUCGGAAGAUGAAGGCUGAAGCUAGUAAGGCGAUGCGUGAAAACGUAGGCAGCGGGUAUCGUGUACCGAACCAGCGCUGGUCCGGCUACUACUUCAGCCACACCUCGCCGGGUCCUAUCAACCUGACCGAUGUCAAUAACAACGAAGUUGUUACUCCGGAGAAGGGCUGGAACCGUUCGGAGCUGGUGCGUCCCAACAUAGUGGAGCAGACAGUGGUCACCCCGCCGCAGCCGGCCGCGCAGACUCCGCCGGCCGCGCCCUGUCGCUACCAGCAACUCAGCGCGUUACUACGGGACGUCGGCCUGCACAAGUACAUUGACUUGUUCAAGAAGCACGAGUUAGACAUGUCUACGUUCACGUCGCUGAACGAGGCGGACCUCGUCGAGAUCGGUGUCACCGCCUUCGGAGCACGUAGGAAGAUGCUGCUAUUGAUAGCAGAUCUCAAAGCCAAUAAAGGCAACUACCAAGGCUCUGCUGGCAGUGAGCGCAAGAUGGUGGGAUCACCGUCUCAGUUCGCGACCCUAACUCAAGACAAGUGGUAA
This is a messenger RNA of Spodoptera littoralis (African cotton leafworm), 2625 nucleotides long. NCBI's taxonomy places the organism in Eukaryota, Metazoa, Arthropoda, Insecta, Lepidoptera, Noctuidae. The record is from the annotation of a GenBank genome assembly.